Messenger RNA from Aspergillus mulundensis, 1368 nucleotides. RefSeq lists its product as uncharacterized. Bases 1 to 1368 code for a protein of 455 amino acids. The transcript has a single exon. The record is from RefSeq and is a predicted model, not a curated record. NCBI's taxonomy places the organism in Eukaryota, Fungi, Ascomycota, Eurotiomycetes, Eurotiales, Aspergillaceae.
AUGGCGUGGACGCAGCAAGGAGAAUACUGGAGCCGCCCGCUCGACUGCCACGACCGCCAGUUCCAGGUCAUUGCUGAAUUUGGCAAGCCGCAGGGCCGCGAGCAGGCGAUGCUGAUGGGAGUGGUCCAGCUGCAGACUCCAGACGAGGCGGACAUCGAUCUUGUCUCUCAGUUGCGCGCCGCCUGGAAAGCGCUCCGCCUAAAGCAUCCGGAUAUCGCCCUGGUGCUGGACAACGACGAGAAGCGGUACUAUCCCGUCCGUGACGAGCAGGACCUGGAGGGCUGGUGCGAUGCAACCUUUCGCGUCGAGAAAGUACCGUCAAGCGACGAGGUCCUCGGGGAGAUCAUGCCCAUGGCUGCACCCCAUGCGACCUGCCACUGGGUCCCCGCCAGCAACCAACUGUGCCUGGUCUCCUCGCACUGGCGCUGGGACUGCCGGGGAAUCAUCAAGCUUCUGCACUGUCUGCUCUCUGAGCUGGCGAGUCCAACGCCUCUGCCGGCAACGUUCGACGGCGACGAAGCCCGCCACCUCGUCCCUAGCCUGGACGUUGUCCUCGGGAUGCCCGACACCCUAGAGCCAGCCUGGGAAGCCCGUGCCGACGAACUCAUCGCCUCAGCCAUGUCGGAGGAGAACCAGGUUACGAUCGGCCUCCCAAUCUCACCAGGCCGCGCGACAUCGUUACCAGGCAAUACGCGCCGAGUUGGAAUCCGCAUCGCUGCCGAGCAGGCUCUCGCACUGCGCCAAUCAUGCCGGAAGCACGGCGUUACCUUAACAACAGCAGUCCACGCAUCGAUCAUCGCCGAGACCGCGCGUGUCUGUACGACCGACGCCUCAAAGUACGUUGCCCCGGCUCUUUUCGAUCUGCGCAGGUACUGCCCGCCUCCAUCCGACGGUCCGACCCAUGCCGCGUCCUUGCGAAUGCUGGCACUACCACUUACCGUCAACGCCCACGCCUCUUGGUCUGAGCUAGCACACGCCAUCCAACCCAUCUACCGCCAAUCCUUCGACCCAGAGAAAAGCAACAUGUUAUUCGUGCGAGUACCGUACGUCAACAAAGUCACAGCCCUACUCCAGGGUCUGAAAGACAUGGACAUACACCCGGCGCAAGACUCCGAGCCGCAUCUCAGCUCCCUUGGUGUAAUUGACGGGCAAAUCGAGAGAGCGUAUGGGGACGUCGAGGUGCGGGAUGUCAGCUUCAUGAUCCAGAUGCUGACGGGGCAGGUGCUGGUUUAUUUCUGGAGUUGGGGGGGUGAGAUGCGCUUGGCUGCGAGUUAUAACGAGGCGUAUUACAGCAGAGACCAGGUGGACCGGUGGUUGGAGGCUGUGAGGGAGAAUUUGGUGGAGAACUUGCUGGGGAGAGCCGAUUGA